UGACCUUUUUUGAGAAAAGUUUGCUAAACUGUAAAGAAAUCACAUUUUCAGUGCUGUUGCGCUUAUCUUUUUAUUAAGUAUAAUUCAUUAACAUGCAAUGGGACAUGCAAAAUGGCUGAAAAACUGAUGAAAACCAAUGCUCUAAAAUAGUUUUAGUUUAGGUAUUUUUAGCAUUAAAUAAAAAUCUGUCAAUUAAAGUGAUGAAUCUAGUUCGAUAUAAUAUCAGUAGUUUUACAGACAGCCUAUAUUUACAGUUUACAGACUUCCCGGAGAUGUUGCCAAAAAUAUAUGUUUAAGCACGUACUCGGAUGUGGAAGUUUUGGGAAUACCCCGAGAAGUUUGUUGAGGUUUGGCCCGGAGCAGGCUGACUUCAGAGGGGGAGCGAGGGCGUGUUUGUGUGAGGGGCUAAACGCUGGCUCCGGGAUCCGGGAGGGAUUUACCACAGUCUGAGGAGAAUAGACACACUUUUGGAGGACGGGUGACCCAGAUUCCACACACAGCUAUGCAGUUUCAGGAGUGGUUACGUUCCCUGCGUUUCAGUGGAGGAGACAGCAAGUCUGAAAUGGACAAUCUGAAGACGCUGCUUCCGUCUCUGCCCUCGUCCUUCUCUCUGUCCUCUCUCUCCCUCUCUCCGUCCUCUAUCAUAGGCUUAGGAGCGCUAGCCUCUCUCACAACCUACUGGCUGGUGACCAGACCUCGACCAAUCCAGCCUCCGUGUGACCUGCAGGCCCAGUCCAUAUCUGUGCAGGGAGAUCAGAGCUGUAGACGCUCAGCUUUACUGAAGGAUGACGAUCUACUAGAGUUUUACUAUGAGGACACAAAGACAGUGUACGACAUGUUCCAGAGAGGACUGCGGAUAGCAGGUAAUGGCCCGUGUCUCGGCUUCAGGAAACCCGGAGAGCCCUAUCAGUGGAUCUCUUACACUGAGGUUGCAGAAAGGGCACAGGUGUUGGGAUCAGGUUUGCUGGCGAAGGGUUGCAAACCAAACCCAAAGCAGUAUGUGGGCAUCUUUGCACAAAACAGACCAGAGUGGGUUAUUACAGAGAUGGCUUGCUACACAUUCUCCAUGGCUUUGGUGCCUCUGUACGAUACACUUGGAUUAGAGGCCAUGGUUCACAUCCUUAACCUGGCGGAGAUCUCUAUGGUGAUCUGUGAUAAGGAGGAUAAGGCAGAAUCUGUGUUGAAGAUUAAGGAGAAGGGAGUGACUACUGGCUCGGUUGAUUGUUGGAUAUUUAAUUUAUGUUUGUAUUGGCUUCAGCCUCCUAAACCUCAGGAUCUGGCUGUGGUGUGUUUCACCAGUGGGACCACAGGGAAACCUAAAGGAGCCAUGAUCACUCACGGCAACAUCGCCUCCAACACCUCCUCUGUCAUCAAGAUCCUUGAGGGCUACUUUGUGAUUCGUCAAGAGGAUGUGUCCAUCUCCUAUCUGCCACUCGCCCACAUGUUUGAGCGUAUGAUCCAGGUGUCGAUGUUUUGUCACGGAGCAAGGGUUGGUUUUUACCAGGGUGACAUUUCUCUGCUGAUGGAUGACAUAAAGACCCUGAAGCCCACCUUCUUCCCUGUGGUCCCUCGAUUACUCAACCGCAUCUAUGAUAAAAUUCUGGGCUCGGUUACGUCUCCGCUGAGGAGAAUCAUUCUUCAUUACGCCGUGAGGAGGAAACAAGCAGAGCUGAGCAGUGGAGUCGUGAGGAACAACAGCAUGUGGGACCGACUGAUCUUCAAUAAGAUACAGGCCAGUCUGGGUGGAAACCUGCGAUUUAUCCUCACUGCAUCCGCUCCGAUCUCUCCGACUGUCCUGUCCUUCCUCAGAGCCACCCUCGGCUGUCUGAUUUUUGAGGGUUAUGGGCAGACGGAGUGCACCGCUGGAUGUACCUUUUCUAUGCCUGGUGACUGGAGUGCAGGUUUGUGCUCAUGUGUCUUUAUAGGGCUGCUUUAGUUAUGAAUGACAUACUACCU
This is a messenger RNA of Sinocyclocheilus grahami, 1956 nucleotides long. RefSeq names its product long-chain-fatty-acid--CoA ligase 1-like. The coding region runs from base 503 to 1936 and encodes 477 amino acids. The transcript has 14 exons. Gene Ontology annotation, molecular function: long-chain fatty acid-CoA ligase activity. Lineage: Eukaryota; Metazoa; Chordata; Actinopteri; Cypriniformes; Cyprinidae. Gene Ontology annotation, biological process: long-chain fatty acid metabolic process. The record is from RefSeq and is a predicted model, not a curated record. Gene Ontology annotation, cellular component: endoplasmic reticulum; membrane.